This is a messenger RNA of Magallana angulata, 5400 nucleotides long. Its product is annotated as RNA polymerase II elongation factor ELL-like. Lineage: Eukaryota; Metazoa; Mollusca; Bivalvia; Ostreida; Ostreidae. The transcript is spliced from 12 exons. Gene Ontology annotation, molecular function: cis-regulatory region sequence-specific DNA binding. Gene Ontology annotation, cellular component: transcription elongation factor complex. Gene Ontology annotation, biological process: snRNA transcription by RNA polymerase II; positive regulation of transcription elongation by RNA polymerase II; transcription elongation by RNA polymerase II. The record is from RefSeq and is a predicted model, not a curated record. The coding region runs from base 31 to 1740 and encodes 569 amino acids.
UCUACAAGUAGCACAUUGAAGAGCUCCAAUAUGGCUACGCUGGUGGAGGGUGAAAAAUAUGGGCUAUCUUCCACUUCAGCAAAUUACGAGCAAAAAAGCGUAGUCCAUGUGAAAUUAACUGAUUCCGCAUUGAAGGCAAUAGAAGAUGUACUUAGAUGCAAGGACAAGUCCAAAAAGCCUUCCAUUUCCUUUAAUGGCAACCAAGGGGUCAUCAAUAUCCCUGCCCGGGACUCGGACAAUUCCAAGACAUUCCAGUUCACUGUGUCUCGAGUCGCCGAUGCCAACGGUCUGGACUGUGUCCAGCAGAUGGACUCCAAAAAUGGAAACCAGCUGAUCAAUUUAGGAACGAUGUCCACCAAAAUAGCUGUCCAUGCGACAUCGGAUGUGUUCAGACAGACGAAGGAAACAAUGAAAACUGCUCAAGAGGAAUGGACGAAAGUCAGGACACAAGAAAUCAAGCCCAGUGGGAGAAACAUUAGCCGCAAAAUCAAGCGUGUCAAACGUGAAUCGGAACUCAAAAACCCCAUCCCCCCCACAAGACAGGAGCGGGAGCGAGAAUCGGAUCUCAAGAGUCGAAUUCAGGAGGCGAAGCGUGACGUGGACAUCCGACAGAUGAUGCACCAGCAACACCAGCAACUUCAUCAUCACCAGCAACCCAGUGCCAACAACAGUCGAGUGAACCCCUCUUGUCAGACCAGUGCAAUAAAAACAAACAAAACCACUGCUGUUGUCUCCCCUUUUACUAACAACAACAACUCGUCCUCUCGUAAAGUCAGUCCUGCCCAGUCGCCCCACGAAGUCUCGUCCACGACCGGCGGGGUGCCCUCCCCUUCUUAUUCUUCCAGUCAAUCUGUCAAAACCAAAUCUGCUGUCAUGGCUGUACCCAUCAGAGAAAGAAUUGUCCAUUUGCUUGCUCUCCGUUCCUAUAAAAAGCCUGAGUUAUAUGUACGCCUAAUGAAAGAUGGAUUGAGUGAUUCUGAUCGAAAGGAGUACAGUACGUUUAAUUUAGACGACAUCGCAGUUCAAAAUCAGAAGGAUCUUCGCUACAGUCUGUCAAAGCACGCGUUCUCUGAAGUCAAGCCUGACUGGCCCCAUUACACAGAACAGGAGAAAGAAGCAGUCAAAAAGAAACUCCAGAGUUUGUCCCCCGUGUCUUCCCCGGCAGCCAGUCACCCCUCCCCCAAAGCCAGCCCUACCAGUAGUACACAGAAACGGCCAUGCGAGCAACCAGAAGUUGGUCAGCCGUCAAAGAAACAGCGAAUAUCUCACUACAGCAAGGAGAACAGGCCGGCGCUGGCUGAAACCGCAGAGAAUCGGGAGAUACCCGUGAACGACCGCACCUACAAAAAGGAGAACAUUGAUGAUUCUGCUGAUGAGGCUUCCUCUACAUCGGAGACCCCCGACUACUUCCUUAAAUACAUAGCAAUAUCAAAUGGUCCCCAGCGAGCCAAAUAUAAACAGGACUUUAAUGCCGAGUACCAGGAGUAUAGAGAUUUACACGAUAACGUGGAGAAAGUGACAAAAAAGUUUGCUGAGCUCGAGACGUUAAUGAGACAAGCUCAGCCAGGGACUGAAGAGUAUGAGAAUCUGAAAAAUAAGAUACGACAAGAAUACAAAUAUCAGAAAGAUGAUCACAAAUACAUGGAGCAAAAGAAAAGAUUCGAGUACCUGCACAAAAAACUGGGUCACAUUAAGCGGCUGAUCCUGGACUACGACAACAGCCAGACGACGGUGUCAUAGCUGGGGGUCAGGCGGAGUGUAUCCCCCCCACUGUACCGGCCCUGGUCCUGUCUGCUGUCUGUGAUUCCAUAAAUACAUGUGAUUCAGUUCCCUGCCUUAUAAAGGUCUCCAUGCCUCCUCCCCCCGGGAUCCUCCUCUAGGGUGGAGAGUUGGCCAUCUACUGAGUUCUUUAAGUUUGUGUGUGUUUGUAUCGAGUCCACCUGGUGGCAGACUUAUGUAAAUGUUGUUCCGACAGUCCUGGUUGUAUGUUCACAAUGUGAUAUUCAUCAACUGCAUAACUGUGUAUAUACUACAUGUGUGUACUAGAUACAUGGGUUAAGAUCUAGUCAAGCAGGGACACUGCAUCCAUCCUAGUUGUGAUGAUACCAGGCUCUUCCAUUUUAUGAAAUAACUUUGCAUUUUUGACUUAAAUAUACUCAAUAUGAUUUUAUUGAAAAACACUUAGAAGUGAAAACUUAAGCAAAACUUUAAACAUAUUGAUUACUUACUUAGUCUAAUACACAUUUUAAAAUCAUAGAAUUGAGUUUAGAGAUAAUUUUACCCUAGAUGAAUGGAGUAGGAACUAAAUGACUAGAUCUUGACCGUGAGUUAACAAAUAUUGAACUGGACUAAUUGUCAGUACAGCAUCGUCCAAUCAUUGCGCUGUGUGUGGUUGCCAGACUGUCCAUUGUCGAGGGCAUUACAUGUGAGUUUGUGUAUCUCUCUGCCAUUCACUUAUGAUGACAAACUAUUCUUUGAUAAUAAUUUUUUUCAUAACAAUGUCCAGACAUGACCAAGGCCGACAGAGGGGUGUUUCCUCCGCUAAGACUCCCCAAUUGAAUGAUUCCCCCCAAAAUAAUGUAUUUUCAUUAUAAUUGAUAAAAAAAAACUGAUUGCCCAUGGAUCUGACCUAGAAACUGAAAACAAUGUUGCAAUUAUUUCCAUGAGUUUCCAUGACUACUUGUCAAGGCACUCUGAGUGUCGUACAGUUGGAUAGAGAGAAGAAAAGAUAUUGGAGGUUAGCUGAUAUAGUUACAUGCUGAUAUCUGAUAUCUUGUUACAUGUUGAUAUCUCUUUACACUCAAAGAAAACAGCAUCUUGAAAAGCUUAUUAAUUUUAGCAUAAUUGGGUCACUUAUAAAGUGACAGUUGUGAUUUUUUUGUACAUAGUGAUAUUUUCUCUCUGUGUUUGUUUUUAUCUGAAAUGAAGUAUAUUGGUGAGUGAAUGGUAGUGCUGUAUUUAUAUAAGUACAUCAAACUUCUUCAGCAUCAAGUGCCUUACUAGAACUGUGUCACAACUUAACAGUUACGGUUUCAUCUGGUGUCCUCUUUUUAUGGAGGCCAUUUUCUUAAUUUAUCGUGUCAUUGGUUUAAACAAACUCCCUGUGCCGUUCGACUUAGAUAAAACUCUGUCAUGGGUGCUGGACCUCAAAUCUGCAAAUGAUCUGAAAUUAUUUAUAUGUAUUCAUGACGUCUUAAAAUUUGGUUGAUACUUAGAUCUCAAAACUGAAAAAUUGUCAGCACCUGCAAAACUUGCAUCAGAUAAGGUUAGGGUGAUAUCGCUGGUUUAUUGAAGGCAAAGGGAGGUAAUACUUUAAUUUAUUUAGCUCAUUGCUAAACCCGAUUUGUUGACAGUUGCUAUUUAUUUAUUCAUCUAUUUAUUGCCAUCGUUGAGUUGUUCUGAUCUUGAUCUGAAGGCUGUAUCGUACAUCUAGGGUACAGAGAUUUUUUUAUCCAAUUAUGGCAUCAUUGAUAUAUCCAGUUUUUCGUGUGUGAGUGAACGAUAACCAGUCUUUCCAUAAAAGUACAAAAAAAUCGUAAAAAAUAAAAAAAACAAUGUAUAUACAAUGUAUAUAUGUAUAAAAAUAGCAAAAAAAAGGAGGGAUUGGUUAUCAGUUGAAAGUCAUUAAACAGGAAACAAUGGUCUGUGAUUGAAAAUGAUAUUCUGUGAUUAUAAAUCAAACUAUGAGCACAUUUACUAAUGAUAUAAGAGGAGAUUUCCUGUUUGAUGGGGCAACGAUAGAACAUUGUGUGUAUCAAAAGGGAAGCUGUUUAAAGAGAUGUUGGAUAUCAAUAGUUAGGAUAGGGUCUAAUAUUUUUAGAACUUAAUUAUUUUAAUACCUAUAGAUAUUUGAUAGUCAGACCAAAGAGUGAUUCACUUGGCAUUCAGGGUAAAUCCUCCAGAACCUCACUCUCUAUAGGGCAGAGAAUGUCUGUAGAUUGGGCUAGAUAUAGGGCUCUAUAAGAAAUCAAGCAAAUUAACAGUGUGACCACUGUGUAGGAGAGUAUACAGUAAAUACAUGUAAUGAUUACGCGAGGCGUCUUGAAGUUUUCAUGGAAAUGUUCUGGAGACUGUGACAUUUUUUCUGUAUUUAUUGUUUUGUGAUAUAUAUAAAUGUGUGUGGGUGUGCGUCUGUGUGUGUGGGUGUGACGGUGUAAAUGAAGCUUUCUCUACUCCCGAGUGUUAGCGAGUCUCACGCCAUUCAUUUAGCCUGCUCUCAUUGGUUGAAUCCUGUUGUGAACUUGAAAUUCUAGUUGCUAUGCUUACAGAUACAGGGUAUCUGUUCACCCUGACCUUUGGCAUGACUCAAUUCUUAAUUACUAGGUAACAGUAUAACAAUUUUUGAGUUGUGUGGUCAGUCAUGGGAGACCACAUGAUUUUGUAGACCAGUGCUACAGCAGCUGUUCUCUUCUGCUUUGAAAACAAAAAAUGUCGAGCAUUGAUAAUGCUAAUAGUUAUCAAAUGGAUGCCUGAUCUGAUUUUUUAAAAAAAAUGAUUUAAAAAGACUUGGAACCAAUAUAAUUGUAUAAAACUUAUUUAUAUUUGAAACCAAAUUGUUUAUCUUGUGUGUAAUUUAUCAAAACUUAACAGACAUUGACCCCUGGGGUGUAGACAGACUGAAAUCUCUUGUAUUGGCCUAUUUGACACAAACCUCAGACACUGGACACAUGACACACAAAUACAUAGAACCACUGAAUGCCCUGCCAAGUUAUCAAUGUUUUAUUUUGCUCAACAAAUUAUUUACAAGAGUAUUGAUUUCAUUUUUUAUGCAUGUUGGUUGUUUAUGAAUGAGUUUGUAAAUAUGUUUCUGAAAUCAAUGAUUGAAAUUGUACAUAGGUACUGUAAUGACCCUAUUAACAGAGGUCAUACUCUGUGCUGACUUGUUUUAAUCCUCACAUUCCAUGUUUUGGGCAUAAAGUCUGGGCAAGCAUUCCAGGGUAUUGACCCCCUGCCGCUAGCGGUGAGACUAGACUCGCAUUUUAUUAGACAGAGCAGCCCAAUGACAGACUCAUAUUUACAACCAUCAGUUCUUGAUUUGAUAAUUUAUCAUUUUGUCUUAAUUGAAAGCUAAGCUUUUUUGAUUUUUUUUAAAGAAUAAUGAUGUGAAUAAAAUAAAAUUCAUAAAUUUUAUUUGUGUAAGAGCAUGUAAACUAGACAUACAAACUGUUCAUGAAUGGCAUACAUGUAGAAGGGAAAUAACUCUCUCCUGUUUCUGACUGCAUUAUUGUGUUGGGAGUAGCAUAGCUGUUGAGUCUGACCUCGGCAUGUACUGUGGUAAAUGAGGCGGCUACUCACAUGACCCAAUGUUUUACAUGGUGCACACGGCUAAAUGUUUUACAAGAUAUCAUGUGAAGCACAUGGAAUGGUAAAUGUUAACUUUAAUAAACAAAUGCAUUGAAA